AAGGUAUUCCUGUGCGUUUCGAGAGGCGAGAUUUGAUUGGCUGCCGGACGGCCGCGCUCCCACCAACGACGAGGAUUCUUCGCCUCUCUCGCUCAGUUUCUCCCGGACUGCCGAAGCUGUGACAACGUUCCUCCCCGUGGGUGGUGUUCGGUGUCUGCCUGUGGUCUCAGUGAUGUCCGGGCCGCCUUGAGGCAUUUCCUGAAUCUGAAUCAUAGAGAAAAUUAUGGAAGACUCGUGUCUGAAUGAACAUGUCCGGAAACCGCCCGAUUGAUCGAUUUUCGAAUCCGGUUCGAGCGAUUAUGAAUCUCGACUGGUGCUGGAUACUAUGGAUGAUUACUGCCUACUUCGCCUCCGUCGAGGCUUCCCUCGGGAACUGGAUGUAUUUGGGGGUGUCAGGAGUGGCCCCGAUGAUGAUGAACGACGCCCCUGCAGGCAACGAUCUCUCUUCCAACAGCAUCUGCUCCUCUAUUCCCGGACUCGUGCCCGACCAGGUGAAGUUGUGCGAAAGUCACCCAUGGGCGAUCGAGAGCGUCUCUGAGGGCGCGCGUCGGGGCAUCCGGGAAUGCCAGGAGCAGUUCCGCUACGAGAGAUGGAACUGCAGCACGAGAAGGGAUCACUUCGACAUCUUCGGCUACAUCAUGAAACGAGGCAGCAAAGAAACGGCGUUCAUCUACGCCGUGACGAGUGCCGGCGUGGUGCAUGCAAUCACGGAGGCAUGCAGUUCCGGGAACCUCACGGAUUGCUCCUGCGAUUCCUCCAGGCGCGGCCACUCCACUCCACAAGGAUGGAAGUGGGGAGGAUGCAGUGACGACAUCGAGUACGGGGUGGAGUUGGCGGAGAGUUUCGUCGAUGCGAGCGAGAAGGAGCGACUGGAAAAGAAACGAAAGAAGAAGGGGUACACGUCCCCUCGAGCCGUCAUGAAUCUCCAUAACAACGACGCCGGCAGAGAAGCGGUGACGUCGUUGAUGAAGAUGCGCUGUCGCUGUCACGGUGUGUCCGGCUCCUGCGAGCUCAAGACGUGCUGGAGAGCGCUGCCCCCCUUCGCCGAUGUCGGAAAAUACCUCAAAAAGAAAUACGAAUCGGCCAUCCAGGUACUGAUGUUUCCUUUACCCUUAGAAAAUAGUAAAAUAGUGGUAGAGCCCGAAGCUUCAUUGUCAUAUAUAUAUAUAUAUAUAUAUAUAUAUGAAAACGCCGCGAAAGGCAACCCUUAA
Molecule: messenger RNA, 1211 nt
Organism: Darwinula stevensoni
Lineage: Eukaryota; Metazoa; Arthropoda; Ostracoda; Podocopida; Darwinulidae
Source: the annotation of a GenBank genome assembly